AUCAGUUGGGCACCGUCUGUGAGAAAACAGCACCAUGACGCAAUUUACUUUGCCAGAAAAUCCUGUAGUGCUUCACAUUCGCGCCUGAAGCGAACAUUUCAGAGUGUUUGGGUGUCAAUCUGAGGACAGUGCAAUGUGGGGACAUGUACCAAGAGUGAUAAAAAUCAAACAUCCACUCAACAUCAUGAAAGAGAUAUUUACAUCAGCAAGUAUUUACAUCACCAGUGAUGGUGAUGUUAUGCUUCCAUUCAUCUUCCCACACGGCCUCAGAAUCAACAUGGAGGCCUACAUCAAGUGUCUGGAAGAGGUAGUGCUGUCCUGGGUCAAGAGGGUGGCUGUUAGAAGACCCUAUGUCUGGCAACAGGACUCUGCACCAUGUCACACAAACAAGAAAACUCAGUCAUGGCUGUCAGACAAUUUCUGCGCCCAUAGAAGCCAUAACUCCCCACACUGCAACCCCCUUGAUUAUUAUGUGUGGGGUACGGUUGAGCGAGAGAUCAACAAAACUCCUUGUAACAUCAAAGAUGAACUGAGGGUAAAAUUAUGGCAGCAUUGACCAACUUAAACAAGGAGAAGAGUAGCAGGAAAUUCCAAAGUCGU
Molecule: messenger RNA, 600 nt
Organism: Octopus bimaculoides (California two-spot octopus)
Lineage: Eukaryota; Metazoa; Mollusca; Cephalopoda; Octopoda; Octopodidae
Source: RefSeq, a predicted model, not a curated record